AUGGCGGACAGUGAGGCAGGGCCAUCGGGCGUAAGACCAAAAAGAACUGGUUUGAAACGAAAAAUAAAGGAGCCUUUGAACGAUGCAGAGCUGGAGCGCCUUUUAUACGACUCUGAUGAUGAUCUGGAUUCAUUUGCAACCGAAAGUGGAGAUGAAGAUAGCGACUAUUACCCCGAUGAUGAUGAAAUGGAAGCCUCUGUACAACCAUCCAUCUUAGAUGAUUCUGAUGAGGACUCGAACGAUAACCCCAUACUGCAACCUACACCAGCUGUUCAAAACGUACAGGUUGCUGCAGGACUUGCUACUCCACAAGCAGUGGCACAGCCUCAUAACAAAGAUAAAAUGGCGGUAUUCAAAUCUUCAGCUGACACAUGGAUGGGAGAUGUAGAAGAUACAAAUCUAUUUUACUUUUGGAAAUUUUUAAAUGAAAACCAAAAACAUACUGAUGAUUUUGAGGAUACCGAUUUACAGUUAACAAUUCAGGAAGAACAAAUUCAGGAGUCUGAUUCAAAUAAUCAAGAAAGACAAACAUACCCAGAAUACAAUCAAAAUUCCCAGCUAGUAGAAAUGGGCCAUCAAGAUGACGUGAUAGAAAUAAUAACCCUAGAGCAGCCAGAGCCAGACAGAGAAGCAGAAAUAGCUUUAUUUACAGAGAUUGCUAAAGCCAAAGAAGUUCUAGGUUUGACAGAUGAAAAUUAUAAAGUAAAUUCGUCACUUUUAAACCUGAUCGACGACAAUGAUUUGAAUCUGACCGCUGAAGAUUUAGAUUUAGGCAUAUUUUCAAGUACCUCCUUAUUAAAAAACAAUUCUCCAGAUACUUUCUCGAGCCUAUGUGAUGAAAAGGAAAAUAAUCAGUCCAGCCAGAAAGCACAGACAUUGAACAAGAUUGAUAAUCCCACAAGUUCAAUCCAAGAAAAUCGAGAAAAGGCAAUUGAACCUAGAUCGCAAGAGGCUGAUAAAAUCUUGGAAAAUGGAAAUAAUAACUAUGAUAUGAAUCUGACUGCUGAAGAUUUAGAUUUAGACAUAAUUUCAAGCUCUCCCUUCUUAGAAAACAAUUCUCCUCCAACUGCAAUAUUGAGCCUAGGUAAUGAAAAGGAAAAUAAUCAAUCCAGCCAGGAAGCACAGCCAACAAACGAGAUUGAUAAUCCAGCAAGUUCAAUCCAGAAAAAUCGAGAAGACGCAAUUGAACCUAGAUCGCAAGAGACUGAUAAAACCUUGGAACAUGAAAAUAAUUACAUAUCGGCUGCUGAAACAUUAGAAAAGUCACCAGAGAUCACUAAGGAAAACAUGCCGAAUGUCCCAACUCCAUUUAAAAAGCAGUUGUUGUAUCAGAAGAUUGGCAACAAUACGAAAUUGGAAAAAAAAGAAAAAUGUUUGGAAGAGAAAGAGAAACGCAAAAAAGCUCGACUGGAGAAAGAACAACAAAAAAGGAUACUAAAAGAACAAAAUGCAAUGGGAAGAAGGAAAAAAGGGAAAGCAACUAAAAUCACAGCAGUUUCAUCCGACAGUGAUACUGAAACUGAAAAAAAGGUUGUUUCAACUGAUUUUGAGAUAGAUGUAGGGGAUUACGUUAUUGUAAAGUAUAAUGAGGCUCAUUUCCCAGGAUGCGUCACUAAUAUACUAUGCGAGAAACAAAGCAAGGAGUAUACAGUUAAAGCAAUGGAGUCGAGCGGUCAAAACUGGAGAUGGCCUGCCAAAGAAGAUGUUCUCAAUUACCAAAGAAAAGAUGUGAUAAUUAAAAUAGAAAAACCAAAAAUUAUAAAUAAGAGAGGUUUUUAUGCAGUUCCUGAAUUAAAAGAUUUUUAA
Messenger RNA from Ceutorhynchus assimilis (cabbage seed weevil), 1806 nucleotides. Lineage: Eukaryota; Metazoa; Arthropoda; Insecta; Coleoptera; Curculionidae. The record is from the annotation of a GenBank genome assembly.